Messenger RNA from Triticum urartu, 1673 nucleotides. RefSeq lists its product as uncharacterized. NCBI's taxonomy places the organism in Eukaryota, Viridiplantae, Streptophyta, Magnoliopsida, Poales, Poaceae. The record is from RefSeq and is a predicted model, not a curated record.
ACCAAACCUCCGCCUCCUCCCCUGCUCUCCCAUCGUCCGCAGAAGCCCACCCAAGUCCUCGUUCGCUCGCCGAGAUCCAUGGCGGCCGCGGCGGCUGGGAGAGGAUGCGCACGGGAGGAGGAGUUCGGCGAGCUCUUGUGGACCUGCUGUCCAUCGUGCGGGCCAGCAACCGCUGCCGCUGCCAGCAGCAGGAGGCGCGGGCGGAGAUCCCCUUGUGGGGCCGGCGCCGGCCGAGGAAGGCCCCGGCGGCGCCACCGAACGAGAAGCCCGCGGCCGAUGACGAUAGUAGCGAGGGCAUCGCCAGCCCGGACACCACGCUUGCCUUCCCCGAGGACGACGAGGCGGCGGCGACGGACGACGAGGCCAAGGCCAGCGCACAAGACAAGUGGCCGAGGUGGAGCUAUAGGCCACCGAGGUUGCCUAUGUCAUGGGAUGAGGAGGAGGAUGGCGAAUGGGAAGCACCGAAGAUUGACAACCCCAACUCCCCAAGUGUGAAGAGGCACCUGGUUGUGGUGAAUGGAAGAGGCGGAUGAAGCAGAAUCCUUCCUACAAAGGCAAGUGGCAUGCACCCCUGAUUGACAAACCCAGCUACAAGGGAAUCUGGAAGCCCCAAGAUAUCCCCAACCCUGAGUACUUUGAGCUUGACAAGCCUGACUUUGAUCCAAUUGCUGCUAUUGGAAUUGAGAUUUGGACAAUGCAUGAUGGCAUCGUUUAUGGCAAUAUUCUUUUUGCCGAUGAUUAGAAGGUAGCCACCUCUAUCCUGGACAAGACAUGGAAGCCCAAGUUUGAUGUUGAGAAGGAAAAAAGCAGAUGGCUUAGUGGAUCAUCUAGCCUCCCACUUGGCAAGGUGCAGCGGCCCUCUUCUUGUUUUCUCUUUCCCAAGAGCACAUCAUGGAUUAUCAGCAGGAUUGAGCCGAUGAUCUAGAUCGAGCAGGUCAAAGGAACUUGCCAGCAACACUCCUCUUUGAUCUGGACUUAAACGAGCAGAAAAUCUUUGAACAAGGGGUGGAUGGGGGUACACGGUUUGGUCCCCUGUGCAGAAUAAAACAGUUUUAUGAUACAUAGGCUACAAUUUUCAGAACUGAAACACAGGUAGGUUCCAGUUGUGAUUCCGAUGUACAACUUUGAUUAGUAUUUAUUCCCACCGGCUGUAUAUACUACCUAUGAAAUUUGUGGAAUUUUGAUCAAAUUUGUAAUGCAUGGCCUAUCAGCUUAUUCUCUGUUAUCUAGCUUGUUCAUCUGUUAGCCUAGCUAAAAUAAUUCUGCUGUUUGUAUUUGAUUGAAAAAUAUCAUGAGCUUACGAGUUGAUUUCACAUAUUUAUUUGACAAGCCCGGUUGUAUUUGGCAACCUCUGGCUUAAUUUUCAAUUUGACAGGCCUAUUGUUUAGUAUGUCUGAUAUACCACGCAAUUUGUACAAGAACCAAAGGAUUAUUGUAGUCUGCAUGUGUGCAUCCUCUGUAACUAUCAGUCUAUUAUGAUAACUGACAAUAAAUUAUGAUGGCAUCCAAGGAUUUGUACCCUGACUAUAAUGCUUUGCCAUCACCUUAGAUUAUGAGUUUGAUAUUUUAGGAAGCGUGUUACUUAGAACAACUUAUUAAGGUUAUCUGAAAACAUAGAUUACACAAAACCUGAGUUUUUGGAUGGACAAGAGCAAGUUGAUUAUGAUGUUAUC